AUGUCCUACGAGACCAUUCCUGGAACCGACAUCUACGGACCGGGUACAUUCAUCGACAAGAACCCUCUCCCUGUGCCACAAGAUGCACGACGAGUAUUCGAGAUUCUAGCCUCACGGACCCCUUUUUUCACACAGAAUCAGUCCCUAUGGAACACUGUCACCUUCGAAGGGGGAUCCGAGCCGAUGAUCCCAGGACCGAUCAAAUCGCCAGUCGUGGCAGCGGCAUUGCAUGCGAUGUGUGGAGUGGUCGCCAACGAGCUAGUAGAACUGCGCGAUGGGAUACCAGCACAGGAGCGGCGCGUGGUAGCUAACACUGACCAUGCAGGGUUCUGGCUGGGGUCAGUGUUCACAACUUAUAUCAAUGGCAAGGAUAUAUCUGCACUUGUACGCGCAGGCGAACUAAACUCCCUCUUUAAACGAGACUUCGAGCAGGGGUUCGGAAAAGGGAUUGCAGGGCGAUCGACGGCGAUAUACCAGACUAAGCAUCCCAAGGUGUGGUAUCAAUUGCAUGGGUCGUUGGACGCGAAGAAGAUGUUUGAGUCAAUGGGGAUUGAUGCCUCCGUUCAGUUGGAUUCCCCCGGGGCGUAUUAUGAUUAUAUCCAAGAGCAUGUACGGCAGUGGAGUGCUGAUGAGCUGGAAAUGCAUAAUGUGCGCCAUGGAAUCUGCGGUAGUAUUUGUUACAGCCCAGAGGAAUGGCGUCAGACGGAGUUUGGGAAGCGAUUAGCAAAACAUCCACUUGUCAAUGUGACGUGUGAGAGCUAUGCGAGCGCAACUCCGUCUAUUCCCCUACCUCACAUCUACGAUAAACGUCCGCUGGCGGGAGUUAAGGUGCUGGAAAUGGUGCGCAUUAUUGCCGGACCUACGAUUGGCACGACGCUGGCUGCGUACGGAGCGGAUGUGAUCAGGGUGAACUGCAGUCGUCUGGUGGAUCUAAAUGCGUUACAACUUGUUCUGAACGCAGGAAAACGCACUAUCGACCUAGAUAUUUCCAAGGAGGCGGAUGUAACGCGAUUGCAGGAGCUUUUAGAAGAUGUGGACAUCUUCAUCCAGGGAUUCCGGUAUGGGUCUCUAGAGAGAAAGGGCCUAGGGCUUACAAGCAUGUUGGAUCGCGCCGCACAACGAGGCAAGGGCAUUGUGUACGUGGAUGAGAACGCCUACGGACCGGACGGGCCUUUUGCCGAGCGCCCCGGAUGGCAACAGAUCGGUGAUGCUGCAUCAGGAAGCUCCUACGUGAUGGGACGGUCCCAGGGGUUCGAGGAGGGCAAGAGUGCGCUUCCUCCGCUGCCUGUUUCCGACAUGACGACAGGUCUGGUAGGCGCGCUGUCAGCUAUGUUGGCGAUCCGUGAGCGUGCAGUACAAGGAGGAUCAUAUCAUGUCGUGAGUUCGUUGGUUGCGGCAGAUACGAUUGCACUAGAGGAGGAGAUUGGAUUGUAUACCCCAGAGGUGGUGUUGCAGACGACUAAGCGGUUUGGAUUCCGGCCCAUCACUCCGGACCAGUUCGUGCCGGAGAUUUUGAUCAAUGUAGUUGAUGGAUGGAAAAGAGUUUUCCCGGAGUACAUGAAGGAAGACUCGUUGUUCAUGAUGACAUUUGACAAGGGACCAUGGGGGCGUCAAUCCUUGUUGAAGCCGGUUGUGAGAUUGGAUGACGAGAUAACACCGAUGUGGACUACUCCUCCGGUGCCGCAUUGCUAUCAUGAUCGAAAUAUUAACUGGUUGUAA
Aspergillus tanneri is the source of this 1719-nucleotide messenger RNA. RefSeq lists its product as uncharacterized. Gene Ontology annotation, molecular function: catalytic activity. The coding region runs from base 1 to 1719 and encodes 572 amino acids. NCBI's taxonomy places the organism in Eukaryota, Fungi, Ascomycota, Eurotiomycetes, Eurotiales, Aspergillaceae. The record is from RefSeq and is a predicted model, not a curated record. The transcript is spliced from 2 exons.